AUGCGCGAAAGAUGUGCUCAAACUCCUAACGUCGAUGAAUGUACACGAGUUAAAUCACAAAUGGAAGAUUUACUUCGUAAAUGUCGUGAAAUGGUAACACCAGUACCAGCUUGUAAUGAUGUCAAAGAUAAAUAUUGCUUUAUAUGGCCUAAAGAACUUUAUUGUUCUGGAUUUGUACCCCAGCCACCGACAUGGAUUACUGAUUCCGAUUGGACUCAAGUUCCAUCUGAUCCAAACGAGCUUAAAAGACGUGGAGAUUACUGUGUUACGCAUCAAGCCGAACUUAAAUGUCGUAACCUCUUAAAUGCAUUGAAAAUUCGCUAUGACGAAUGUUCUAAACGUCCAAAAACUGAUCUUAGUUGUCAAAGUUUUAAAGCUUCACUUUGUUCAGCUUUUCCGCAAUUUUCUCCAUGUCUCAAUGGUGGUGGCGGAUUACUACGACGAGCCAGUCGCCUGGAAAAUUACCUUCGAAAACGACAAAAGGUAUUAACACAUUAUCGCAACUAA
Messenger RNA from Rotaria sp. Silwood1, 507 nucleotides. The record is from the annotation of a GenBank genome assembly. NCBI's taxonomy places the organism in Eukaryota, Metazoa, Rotifera, Eurotatoria, Philodinida, Philodinidae.